Molecule: messenger RNA, 8246 nt
Organism: Zingiber officinale
Lineage: Eukaryota; Viridiplantae; Streptophyta; Magnoliopsida; Zingiberales; Zingiberaceae
Exons: 22
Coding region: 185-7924 (2579 amino acids)
Biological process (GO): chromatin remodeling; negative regulation of transcription by RNA polymerase II
Cellular component (GO): chromatin; nucleus
Molecular function (GO): ATP binding; DNA binding; ATP-dependent chromatin remodeler activity
Source: RefSeq, a predicted model, not a curated record
ACGUCUCCUCCCUUCCCCUUCCAUUGGAAUUGGCUGCGCCGAAAUCGCCGUGCUUGUACAAAAACCUUGAAAAAUUGCCUCCUUUUGGCUCCCCCUCCCCGUAGUCCGGUGACAGAGACCGUGUUGGCGUCUAGGAGGGUUGGGUCGGACCAGGGGAUUCAUCGUCAUCGUCGGCAUUGAAUCUAUGGUCCGCGCACCAUCUCAAAGAAAAGAUGGCAUUGGUAGCUCCAAGAGCAAGGGAGCCCCUCCAAACACGAAAGAUCUUCUUGAUUUGGGCAUCUCUCCGACAAUGCAAAAUGCUAAUUCUAGUAGUAAAGUUUCUGGCGGCAGAGGGAAGAACAGAAAAGAUAUGGUCGCCUCUAGUAAUGGACCCAAGGAUUCCUCUACCUUGAGGAGAUCCGCUAGGGAAUUUCGCAUGACAAUUUCAACCACGUCAAAUUCCAACUCGAGGAAAUCAGAACGGCUGGAAAACCAAAGCUUGGCCACCCCUUCAAAGAAGGUGAAGAUAGAAAGGGAAGUCAAGAAAUUGUGUCAGAAUUCUCUAAGAAGGUCAGAGAGGAUUGACAAAUCUUCUGCCUCAGGUUCCUCAAGUUCUAAGAAGGCUAGCAACAGCUCAGAUUCCCCCGUGAAGAAGAAAGGUAAUGUAGUGACGAAUGGAAAAAAGAAGUCAGUUUUAGUUGCUGAAGGAGAGGUUAAGUCUAAAAAUCUCAAUGAGAGAACUCCUCUGACGGGUAAAAAGAGAAAGCAGAUGACGGCUAGGACCUAUAGAGCUUUAUUAUCUCCACAACCUGCUAAGAAAGUUAGAAAGUCAGAUUCUGCUGGAACACAGCAUGAGUGUGAUUCACUAGCUGUUAAUUCUGAAACAGCGUUGGAGGGUGGAGAUGGUUGCUGUCGAAAAAAGAUCAGUGAGCAAAAUGUGGAACUUUGCAAAAAGGAGAUAAAAGAAGAUGCAGUGUGUUCUAGUUCAGGUUCAAAAGAAGAUUCAGAGAAGACCCUGGGAGUUGAAGGAGAUGCAACUUCAGCUUGUGUCGAUGCAGCUCCAAACCUUAUUAAAGCAGUAGAACCCAAGUAUGCCGAUAACUUGGAACAUUUUAAAUGCAGUAAUAACUCAUUGCAACCUACUCUUGGAGUAAUUUCGAUGGAAGAAACUUUACAUGAUGCAUUUCAGAGAGUGUUGGAUGGUGAUGACAAUGAUCCUGAUGCAUGUGAAAAAAAUGCUGAAGAUUUGGAGAUCUUUAAGCUAAAAGAAUUUUCUUUUCCACAUAGAUCCAAUUGUGCUGAUACUUCAAGAGAAAAUGAGAUCAGUCCAGUGGCUUCCACAAGCUCCCUGCCGACUCAUUAUCUUGAUCCAGACAUGGAUUUGACACCAAAUGAAAAGGAUAAACUAGCUCAGGGAGUUCCUGCUGAAGAUGUUUGUCUUUCAACCUCUUCCGCUAAGGGGGAAAAUUUUGAGAAGUGCACGAAGUGUGUAAAGCUACAAAGGGUGCAAGACAUGCUUGCUAUGGAUCCAUGUUCCUGCAUUGCUAAAAGGAAAAAUGAUUUAUCUUUUGCUCCACUUGAGGUAGUUGAUAAAAAAUUUGCUCCAGAAACACUUGAAAUUGAUGCCAAUACUAUGAAAGAAGUUGAAGAAAAGGGAAGUCCAUUGUCAAAAGAAGAAUUAAAUGGAGCAAAAAAGCCAAGUUGUUGUGUAUCCCCAGUUUGUUCAACCAGUGUUGAUGGCAAUAUGGAAAAGGCGAUUGAGAGUCCCUUAUGUCAUAUUAUGGGUAGCUCGAAGAAAGAUGUUUGCUCAACCCUUAUGAAGGAGCAGUUGGUUGAAAUUCAAACAGAUUGCCAUCCUAAUGCUUGUGUUUUUUGUAAACAACCAGAAGCAGAAUUGUUCUGUUGUGGUAAAGGAUGCAGCAUACGCUAUCAUAUUUCUUGUUUGGAUCCACCCUUACCAAAUGCUCCUCCUGGUAUUUGGCUGUGUGUUUCUUGUAUAAAAAGGAAAAUAGAGUUUGGUGUAUACUCCAUAUCUGAAGGGAUUGACUCUGUUUGGAAUGUUAAAGAAGGAGGGCAGAAUAGCAAACAAUACCUUGUCAAGUAUAAUGGUCUUGCACACGUUCACAAUCAAUGGAUUUCAGAAACACAGAUGCUUCAGGAAGCUCCUUCACUUCUUUCUAAAUUCAACAGGAAGUACCAAAAGAACCGGGUCAUUAGAUGGAAGCAGGAGUGGACUGAGCCUUGUCGGCUACUUCAGAAACGAUUGUUGAUGGCCCAAGAACUAGCAGAUCAAUUUUUUGACAGACUUGGUAAUAACUUUACAAAGUGCUACUGUGAGUGGUAUGUGAAAUGGAAAGGCCUUGGUUAUGAAGACGCAACAUGGGAGUUGGAGAGUUCACCAUUUUUACACACACCCGAGGCACUGUCAUUAAUGAAAGAUUACGAGGUUCGUCUAAAUGGAAAAGCAGCAUUUGAUUCUUCAAAUGGUGACAAGGCUCUCGAGUUUAGGAGGAAUCCAUUUCAUAAAUUAGCACGGUUACCUGAUGGUUGUCCUCGCGGUCUUCAUAACCGUCAUCUAGAUUCUAUCAAUAAACUUCGUGAGUUUUGGCACAGAAGUCAAAAUACCCUUUUCAUAGAUGAUCAGGAACGAGUUAUUAUAUCCAUCCUGCUCAUUAUGUCCUUGCAAUCUUAUGCAUGUAGGCCUUUUCUCAUCAUCUGCCCGUCAACUUCUCUCUCAGUAUGGGAGUCAGAAUUUCAUCGCUUGGCACCUUCCAUCAAUCUUAUUGUCUAUAAUGGGACCAAACAUGCUCGCAAUGUGAUUCAAAAUUUAGAAUUUUAUGAGGAUGGUGGUCGUAUAAUGUUUCAAGUGCUUGUUUCACAUGUUGAUGCGAUUCUCGAGGAUUUUGAUAAACUAGAAUGUAUUGGCUGGGAAGCUCUGUUUGUUGAUGACGGCCAGAAUUCUAAGAUAUCCAAACAUUUGGAAUGUCUUAAACGCUUUUCUACUGGAUUCAGGCUUCUCCUUCUUAGUGAUAUGGUGAAAGAUAAGAUUGCUGAAUACCUCAACCUCCUCUCAUUUCUUGAUUCAGGGAUAGACAAGAACUCAGCAUUUGCAACUAGUUCUGUCUCAAAUGAUGCUAUUGAUACACUUACUUUGAAAGAAAGAUUAUCACAUUAUGUUGCAUAUGAGCGGAAACCUGACUCUUCAAAUUUUUUGGAGUACUGGAUUCCUGUUCACCUUUCUAAUGUGCAGCUUGAACAAUAUUGUGCUACUUUGAUUUCAAGCACUAUGUCUCUUCGUUCAUGCUCAAAAGAUCUUGUGGGAGCUCUUGGUGACAUUCUCAUCUCAACUAGGAAGUGUUGUGACCAUCCUUACCUUGUCGAUGACAAUUUGCAAGGUUCACUUACAAGAGAUCUACAAGUUACUGAGUACUUGGAUAUUGGAGUAAAUGCAAGUGGUAAGCUACAAGUACUUGACAAGAUUCUUCAAAUGGUUAAAGACCAAGGGUUAAGGGUGAUAAUUCUUUUUCAGACCAUUGGAAGAACUGGAAAGAUUUCAAUUGGUGAUAUAUUGGAUGACUUUCUUCGUCAGAGAUUUGGUGCUGAGUCAUAUGAGCGUGUGGACCAGGGAUUAAUCAUGUCAAAGAGACUGGCUGUGUUGAACAAAUUCAAUGAUAGGACGAGUGGAAGAUUUGUAUUCUUAAUUGAAAAUCGUGCUUGCUUACCAAGCAUUAAAGUGUCAUCAGUUGAUGCCAUAAUUAUCUAUGAUAGCGAUUGGAACCCAUUGAAUGACCUACGUUCCCUCCAAAAGCUGACCAUUGAAUCACAGAAUGAUCAGAUACUUGUUCUUCGUCUUUAUUCAUCCUUUACGGUAGAAGAGAAACUUCUGGUGUUAGCAAAACAGAACAUGCUACGUGACAAUAAAAUUGAGAACGUAAACCCCAAUGUCUGUCAUUCACUGCUUAGUUGGGGUGCUUCAUAUCUCUUCCAUAAACUAGAUGAAUUUCAUCAACCUGAUUACUCAGAUAAAUCAACUGAAGAUUCCCCAGAUAAAAUGCUUUUGAUUAAUGAUGUGAAGGAACUGUUAUCAUAUGUACCAGACUAUGCAUCGUGUGAAUGCUCUAUUAUAGUGAAGGCGCAGCAAAGUGGACCAUCUUAUUCAGGAAACAUUAUUUUGGUUGGCGAGAAAGGAGGAGCAUCCUCCUUGGUUAAUGAUCCACCAAGAUUUUGGUCAAAUUUACUGGAUGGAAGGUAUCCUGAGUGGCGAUACGUUUCAGACCCAUUUCGUAGUCAUAGAAGUUGUAGAAAGGUGCAUAGUUUGAAUGAUUCUGCAAAGCAACCUGAACCAGAAAAUGAUGAACUAAAAAGGAGGAAGAAUAAGGAAGUUAGUGGUAGUGCCGUUGGGAGAAUAUCUUCAAGCAGUUUGCCUCUAGGAAGAGAAGCUGAAGGCAAGAAUACAUUGUUGUCUGGAAAUCCAAUUCGGCCAUCUAUUAGAUCAUUAACUAGGACAGCAAUUGUUCCAGAUAGCUUGCUAACAAAGACUGUUGUUGCAGAAGUUCAUUCUACAAGUCAACAAAAUUCUGUGCUGCACGGGUCUCCAGUUUCUGGUGGUACUUCAGAUGAUACUCAUGAAAUUGACUCAGAAGUGGGAGAAAAAUUACGCACUGCUCAGGGGAACCUUCAUCUCUUACUGAAACCACAGUUAUCAGAAUUGUGUGAAAUAUUGAAACUUCCGGAGAAUGUGAAGGAUAUGACUCAACUUUUUCUUGAGUAUAUAAUGCAUAAUCAUCAUGUCAGUCCUGAACCAGAAAUAAUCUUGCAGGCCUUCAAGAUCUCACUGUGUUGGCGAGCUGCUUCCUUCUUGAAGCACAAGAUUGACCAUGAGGAAUCACUUGCGCUUGCAAGGAAGUACUUGAACUUCAUGUGUGAUGGAGAGCAAGCGUCUAAUAUUUAUUCCAAAUUAAGAAUUCUAAAGAAGAAGUUUUCACAGAAGGAUGGGGCUGCAAGGGAAAAAUAUGAGCCUGAUUUAUUAGAGCAUCAACCACCUUCAUAUGGAGCUGAUCUUACUGAAGAACAUGUCUUCAAGAUGUCAUUAAAUUCUUCAGGGCAUGUUUCUGAACUUGAGAAAGGUGAACCUAGUGAGGAUCUAGGACAGAGUGUUCUUGAGCAAUUAAUAAUGCCAGAGCAGGAGCAAGUACCUACAUAUGCGACUCAUACAGAUUUUCAGGAGCACCCUGGCUCUGGAAAUGAUGAAUUUAUUAGAAAUCAAAUUAAUUUGAUUAACAAAAUUUGCUCAAGAAGGGAAGCAGAUCUCUUUGUCAAGCAACAUAAAGAAAUUUUAGAUUUCAACAUCGACAAGGAAAAGAUGGAGAUGAGUCUUAAAAAGGAAUAUGAGAAAGGGAUUGAGCCUUUUCUCUUGGUCAAUGAUUCAGCUGAAAAAGAUCAUAAUAUUAGAUUAUAUUCGGAAAUUUUUUCAAAGAAAAUGGCUGCACUUGGUAAUCACAUGAGUUUGCAAUAUCAAAAACUGAAAAAUAUGCAGUCAGUUGCAAAGGAUAAGGAGUGUCAGAUAAAGAAUCACGGGUUGGAAGAAGCCAAGGCUGGUAAAUUAGAGGCUGUUAAAUUAGUUGAAUUUUUUCAGAACAUUCCAUUGUCAGAUUCUGGAUUCACACUGGAGGAGUUCAAAGUGUUGGGCCAAGAUAAUUCUCAUGAUGAUUUGGAAAUUGGAACAUACGAGUCUAACACAACUGGGCCUUUUCAAAAUGAACAAACCGGCAAUGUGUUAACUGUGUGCAACUUGGUUAGCACUGAACUGCCUUCAAAAAAUUCUGAAGUUGCUGCAGUUUCUUCUCCUGGAGUAGCUGGCUGCCUUUCAGGUCAAUAUGAUAUAUUUAUUUCCCAGUCCAACAGUAUGGAUGAAGUACUUAGAGAUAUGUCUUUGGAAGUUCCACAUAGUGUUCCAUUUUCAGAUAUGAUUGACAUGAACAUGGAUACUGAUGCUCUUGCUUCUGAGUUACCUAUCAUGGGCAUAGUGACUAAUGUGGUUGAUGGUAUGGCUACCAAUCGUGGAACAGCAAUAACUGACAAGCAGGGCUUUGAAGAUGAUUCAGAAAGAUCAUGCUUGAGAACAUGCCCAUCUCAAAAUAUCGAUCAAGGCACACAUAUGGACAACUGCGACGGUGCAUGCUUGGCAACUUUCUCUACAGAGAACCAGGAACUUUGUAUAGAUGAGCAUGAAAGGACUGAAAAUUCACCUGUUUUGGAUGGCCAACGCAUUGGGUCUUCUCAAGAAAUUCCCACAUCAAAUUCAUCUGAUUUUCUCAACUUCGAAGAUGAACUGACCACCAAUAACAUUUCUGUCUCAGAUUAUUUUGACAAUCCACUGCCUGUUGAUAGAGUCCCUGUGUUUGCACACUGUGAAGAUAGUAUAGCUGCAUCUCGAAUUCAGCAAGAGCCUUCUGGGCAGAUGAGCAGUUCUUUGCAAAAUGACAUGCCAGUGUCUGGGCUCGCGAUGCUAUCUUCUGAUCUUGAGCAGUCUAAUCAUUCCUUUGUCCCCCAGAUUGUAGAUCAUUCAAUUUUACAAAAUUCUCAUAUCAGAAUGCAGAGAAGCAUUGGAGAUGUAACAGAUGUUUCUAGACAACCAGAAUCAAAUUGUUAUCCCCUCUUUCCUCUUAUACAAUUAAUGCCAACUAGAAAUCUUCAACCAGAACCACUGAAGAAUGAACUAGCAAGAAUACGGAUGCAUGGGGAUAGAAUUGGCAAGAUGCAUGAGGAUAUGAAAUUGAAACUCAAACUUGAGUGUGAACAAGAGUUGCUGAAGGUACGGAAAAAAUAUGAUAUGCUUCUUCAGGAUGCAGAGUCAGAAUAUGUGCAGUGUAAGGAGAUGCUUGGGACCAUCUAUAGUAAAGUGUUCAUGAAUCAAGUUUUGGCAGAAGAGUUUAGGGCCAAAUUCGUUGAGAACAAAGGGCGGUCUUCUUUGACCUCACAAGGCCAGCGAUCAUUGCAUCAUUUACCUCAGGCCUCCCAACCUCAAUUUGUACAGAGGGCUGCAUUAUCAACAACUUCCGUGUCUAGCUCACUUCCAGUUACUCAUCCGGCGACUGCUAUCCCACUUCCAGUUAGUCAUCCAGCAGUUGCUAACCUUCCUUCAGAUAUGCUUCUCUCAGCAGCUAACUCACUUCCAGUUACUCACCCAUCAGCUACAAUUCCACUUCCAGUUACUUUCCCAGCAACUGCUAACCUGCCUCCUGCUACUCAUCCGUCAGCUUCUAGUAUGCUUCCAGUUACUCACCCAUCAGCUACAAUUCCGUCAGCUUCUAGUAUGCUUCCAGAUACUCAUCCAUCAGCUGCACAAUCAAACUUACUUACCUCAUUAAGACUUCGAGCACCAUCCAUCCCUUCUGGUCAGACGGUCUGCAGAACAUCUUCAGUUUUCUCAAGUAAUUCUGUUCGACCUCACUUUGGAUCCAUGCUUCCUACAAAAACAAACAUUCAGGGCGGAAGUGAAACCCGUGCACCUGCUCCACAUCUCCAACGAUUUAGAGCCAAUGCAUCACUGACAUCUCCGAGUAUUGUUCAUACGAGCAGGGCAAGUCAGCAUUACCCUCUUGCCAAUAUUGGCUCAGCCGCCAUGGGACAGGUUGCAGCUAACCCUAACCUACAACCGUGUUUUGUGCCAACAAGUGAACCAGGACAACCUGCCUUCUUGAAUUCUUUACCUGUUUUUCAAGAUGUCUCUUUGUCUAGCGUUGGAUUGCCUUUGGAUGUCAGGGACACCAGCGUUGGAGCAAAUCAGCAAAGCUCAUUUCAGAUAGCUGAUUUAGUCCCAAUGUUCGAUAGAAGUUCAUCCAAGCUUCCAUCAAGAACUUCUGGUUUGCCUCAGUCAUCUGCCGAUGUCGAUAGGCACAGUGCUAACUCAGGUGUUGUAUGUAUAUCAGAUGAUGAGAGUUGAUGCUGUCAAUAAGGAUUCUUAAUUCUAGUUGUCCAUUCCCGAAUUCUGUAUGCUUCUGUAAAUAACAGGUAACAACCUCAGGCAUGCUUGACUGACCAUUUUGAGAUCAGAAGGUCAGAAGUUAGGUUAGGUAGGUUUUCAUUAAUUGUCUAGGUGAUUUGGCUUUUCUUGUGUUCAAGCAAUGAAUCAGAGUUUUAUCUAUUCGUUCUCAUGACCCUGUUCUGUUAUCAUCGACUGGAUACUUGUAAUCAAGAAGCUUGUAGCCAAAAAUGGCAUUAUUUGAUCACCGCAUCUUAGUUCGAUACAGAUUAUAUUCUAUGUA